Molecule: messenger RNA, 1744 nt
Organism: Esox lucius (northern pike)
Lineage: Eukaryota; Metazoa; Chordata; Actinopteri; Esociformes; Esocidae
Product: translocon-associated protein subunit alpha
Exons: 9
Coding region: 87-959 (290 amino acids)
Cellular component (GO): endoplasmic reticulum membrane; endoplasmic reticulum
Source: RefSeq, a predicted model, not a curated record
GCGUAGCAUUGUGAGCCUAGAGGUAGUUCCUUCUUUUUCUGAGUGCUGAUGUUCAUGCUGCAAGCAACAAACUUGACGGUAGCAAAAUGUUUAUUUUCGGAUCAAAAAUAUUUUUGCUUUUUCUCAUGGCUUUCCCAUGUGGCUUAAUAUCAUUCGGCCAGGUAUCUGCAGAAUCAGAUUCUGCAGAAGACAUAGCACUAGAUUCAACAGUUGAUGAAGAGGAAGAUGAGGAGGAGGAAGAGGAAGAAGUCCUGGUGGAGGAAGAUCAGGUCCCAGGCUCGGAAAAAGAGGAUGACUUAGAUGAAGAUGCUGCUGUUGGAGAUGUAACUUCUCACCCUGACGCUGACACUACCAUUGUCUUUGUGACUGGGGAAGAGUUCCCAGCCAAUGAAAUUGUAAAGUUCCUGGUGGGUUUCACCAACAAGGGAAGCCAAGAUUUCACUGUUCAUUCACUGGAGGCCUCCUUCCGUUACCCUCAGGACUUCCAGUUCUACAUCCAGAAUUUCACAGCCUUGCCCCUGAGCACUGUGGUGCAGCCCCAGAAGCAGGCCUCCUUUGAGUACUCCUUUAUCCCUGCUCAGCCAAUGGCUGGUCGUCCAUUCGGCCUGGUCAUCCUCCUCAACUACCAGGACAGUGAGGGCAAUGGUUUCCAGACGGCCAUUUACAACCAGACAGUCACAAUCGUUGAGUUGGAGGAGGGACUGGAUGGAGAGACAAUGUUCAUGUAUAUUUUCCUGACUGGACUAGUUGCCUUGGCAGUCUUUGGCAUGUACCAGGUGCUGGAGUCUAGGACGAGGAAAAGGUUACCAGUGAAGGUGGAGACAGGCACUGGUGGGAUGAACAAUGUGGAUAUCAGUUGGAUUCCCCAGGAGACCCUCAACAUAAUGAGCAAGGCAUCGGCAUCCCCCAAAGCCUCACCAAGGAAACGUACCAAGAGAGCAGCGGGAGUAGAUCAAUAAACAAGAUUCAGCUAUCUUCAGAUCAAUAUCCUCCAGGUCAAUGUUCAUGGCCCAGGUCAUCAAGAGCUCCAGCAACCCAGCCACCAUUACCCACUGGGUGGACCUAGUCAGUUACCUAAGUGUUUUUAAAAAUCUCCCUGAUACAUAGGUCUGCAACAAUGUCAAUGUUGAGAGUUAUUGAAACUAAAAACAUUGGUGUCAUAAAUGUUUCCCAUUUAGACACUGCUCCUGCUGGACAUUGCAUGUUUUUAAGGGAUUUUUUUUUUUUUUAUCACUGUGUUGAUUUUAACACUACAUGACUGAUUCUAGGUAAUUCACUCACCAUGACAGCUCCAUGAAAUAACUGAGGAAGAUUUGGGCAGUUUUAGACCUGCUAAAGAAAGCUAUAAUGCCACACCAAGUAUUUCAAUCAAAAUCUUUUUUUACUUUUUGUAAUUCUUUAAUUCCUUAAGUAUUGUGAUAUUGAGGGUUUAGUUAUUUUAUAAUGGGGCUUACUGACUCAACACUCAAGUUGGUCGGCACUACCAGGGAUUGAGAUGGAGACCAAAAGGGCCUUGAAGUUCCUUCAAGGAAAGAAUAAGUGUUUCAUGUCAACCAGGUUUUCCAGUGCCAUAUUUUGGAAUAUCACAAUGCUGCUGUGGAAGCCCUGUGAAUCGAAUUUAGAAGGCUAUCAGCUACCAUGAUACAUUGUUAUAUGUGAAUAAUGCAAAUGUAUUUCCAACAUUAUUGCUCUCUGUGUCAGGUAACAUUUUCUCCAAAACCAUAAUAAAUGUACCUACAUUGUU